Anneissia japonica is the source of this 2667-nucleotide messenger RNA. RefSeq names its product rho GTPase-activating protein 1-like. Gene Ontology annotation, cellular component: cytoplasm. Gene Ontology annotation, molecular function: GTPase activator activity. The record is from RefSeq and is a predicted model, not a curated record. NCBI's taxonomy places the organism in Eukaryota, Metazoa, Echinodermata, Crinoidea, Comatulida, Comatulidae. Gene Ontology annotation, biological process: small GTPase-mediated signal transduction; negative regulation of endocytic recycling. The transcript has 9 exons. Bases 1305 to 2390 code for a protein of 361 amino acids.
UUUCGAAGGCUUACUAAAUUGAUUUUAGGUCUACUAAUAUGUAGAAUAUACGUAUAAUUUUUUUUCCCGAUGUACCAUGGUUUUUCUUCCUGAUUGGGUGGGGGGGGGGUACCUCUCCCAGACGAGGUCCCAGGUCCCCGGUCCAUCCACCCUCCACUGGCACCAUCCCUGUUAUCAUUAUCAUUAGCAUCAUUAUCAUUAACAUCCAUUAUUGUAAUUUUCAUAUUAUCAUUUAUUUUUACUUAUAGCAUCAAUCACUAUCUUGCCUUGCUUGAUUUCAUAUACUGUGACAAAUAUAUGCACAUGAAUGCCAUAUGUUAAUUUGAGUCUUGAUCCCAUAUCUAUCAAUGUCCCAUGUACUUGUUGUUCACCUGUGUAAAUAUUGCACUUCUUUGUUAAUUAAAAUUUUGGAUUGCAAUUUUGUGUUACUAAUCUCUUCAGAAGAUGUGAAGAUUUGCAAUUCAUUACACAACAUACUAUGUCAUUAGUAUUUUUAUCGUAUCGGAUUUUGAUAUGAUGAAUUCCUUAAUAAUUUUCAUUUAAUGUUGAAUUUAUGGCUUAUAUGCUUAUGUCUAUAAUCAUUAUUUUUUAAUGACUAUACAAAUGAAAACAAAUCAAAAACUAUGAAUUAAAAAAUAAGUCAUAAGUAUUUAUCAUGUCUUGACACAAAUUAUGUGGAUUUUUUUUUUACCAAUCAAUUUCCUGAUGGCAAAAAUAAUUGAGAACACCAAAUAUACAUGGCAAGAGUAAUUUUAAAGGCAGCGCAUACAGCAUGUAAAGAAGCUGUGUAUAUUGAAGGAUCUGGCAUGACAGUCCUUAAAAUAAACCCUCGAACCCCUACCUCUAAAUAGUAGAGUGCAAAAUGUAAACAAGACAAUUAUGUCUUUUUACAUAUAUUUUAAGGAGUGUCAUGUCAUAUUGGUGGUAUUAAUUUAUAGCUGUUGCAUACAUUUGAUAGUUAACUAUUUGUUUACAGCACCCACAACAUAACAAAAUUACAUCAUAUUUAAUAUGAUAUUCAUCAUAUCAAUUGCUUAAACAUUACAUAAAAGAGGGUGCAAUUACCACUAUUAAUACUAAAAUAUUAUAAGACGUGAAAAAAUAUUUAUUUUUUAAAUACUGUAUUUGAAAUGUAUUCUUUUGUAUCAUUUCAUUUAAUUUUCUUUGUUUCUCGGUAAUUGUGUGUGUGAAUUUACUGGAAUGUUGUUUUGUGCUUGUAAGGUGUGGACAGGUUAUUUGGAGGAAAACUUAUUCUUUUCUUCUGCUGCAGGUUGCCACCUAGCAAUGAAAUUGACCACACCCGAAUGUUACAGUAUAUGAAAUACACAUUGGAUAAACAUGUUGAGGAGGAUUAUACUUUGGUCAUUUUUCAACAUGGACUAACAUGGAGAAAUAGUCCGUCAUUCCGCUGGCUAGCGCAAGCGUACAAUGAAUUAGAAAGGAAAUAUAAAAAAAAUCUAAAGAGGUUAUACAUAGUACAUCCAUCUUUCUUAGUUCGAAUUGCAGUGGCUUUAUUCAAACCUUUCAUCAGUUCAAAGUUCUACCACAAGAUACAUUAUAUUCAAUAUAUAAAAGAUUUGCAGCACAUCUGCUGGGUUGAUACUCUACAGAUACCAGAGGAAGUGCGAAGGUAUGACCGAAAAGAGAUGCUGAACCAAGGAAAGAUUGUACCAGAUACAACAAGAGUACCAAACUCCUGGCAAAGCAGAUCAUCUGGAAGUUACCCAGAUGACAUUCCUCCGACACAGCAGUUUGGAGUUUCAUUACAAUUUCUGAAGGAUAAUAAUAAUGGUGAUCCAAUACCGCGAGUUAUGAAGGAAACGAUCGCUUACAUCCGAGAAAACGGGCUAACAGUAGAGGGCGUGUUUCGCAGAUCACCAAAUGCACGAAUGGUGAAGGUUAUACAGAAGCAGUAUGAUCUUGGAGAGCAUGUUGACUUUGAUGAGUACAUGGACAUUCGUAUUCCCUGUCUUAUACUUAAGAUGUUCUUUAAGGAGUUACCUGAACCGAUCUUAAGCAAUGACCUUUACCCACAUAUUCUCUCAAUUUAUGAUAUUCCAGAUGAGAAUAUUCGAGUGGAGAUCUGCCGACAUCUAAUUAGCGAAAAGAUUCCGGAUGAUAAUUACUUAGUUCUUGACUAUCUAAUGAAGCUUUUGUUAGAGGUUGUCCAACACAGUGAUAAGAACAAGAUGUCUGCUUCAAACAUUGCCGUUGUGUUCGGUCCAAAUCUUGUGUGGUCACCGGGUCAGACGGUCUCAUUAGAAGCACCUCGCGCUAUCACGGUCUUCAUCACAACACUUCUCAUGCACUAUCAUGAUAUUUUUGUCCGUGAGAUUUUCAAUGCAAACUCGGUUAACGUUGAUCACAAAUUUUUGGGGGAAGAUGUGUGAAAAUGUUAUAUAGAAAUUGCAAGACAAAAUAUGUUAAGACAAAACUAGAGAGGGAGGCAGACAAGAGAAUAACGGAAGCGGGAGCAACAGAAGAUAAACUAGAGAGGGAGCUGUUGAUAAAAAUUAGUACCAUGAGGAGAAGCCUUUAAGGAAGAAUGAACUUUCUGACAGUGAACUUUUAAACUAUUUCGAAGAACUAAUGAUUGUUGGUUGUGUUGUACUUUUGGCUGCAGAGGCCUUGCAUGGAGAACAGAGUUCUAGAACUCAGAAGCGAUGG